Messenger RNA from Botrytis cinerea B05.10, 1010 nucleotides. RefSeq lists its product as hypothetical. The record is from RefSeq and is a predicted model, not a curated record. Gene Ontology annotation, molecular function: flavin adenine dinucleotide binding. NCBI's taxonomy places the organism in Eukaryota, Fungi, Ascomycota, Leotiomycetes, Helotiales, Sclerotiniaceae. The transcript has a single exon. The coding region runs from base 1 to 453 and encodes 150 amino acids.
AUGACUCAUUCAGUAACCGGUAUAUGUGAGCUCGUCGGAUUCUCUGCGCUGACUCUCGGGAGUGGCCAUGGUUGGCUUCAGGGUCAAUAUGGGCUCAUGGCGGAUCAAGUAACCUCUGCUCGUCUCUUGCUUCCUUCUGGCAAACUCGUCACUGUAUCGGAGAAUUCUUAUCCGAGUUUAUUUUGGGCCAUUAGAGGCGCAGGACAUAAUUUCGGGCUGGUGAUGGAAUGGGAAUAUCGUGUUUAUGAUAAUAGUGCCCCGUUAUGGUCUUAUGAAAUCUUUAUUUAUUCAGGAGAUAAACUUGAGUCUCUCUAUGAGGAAGCGAAUAGAUUGUUGCGAGAUCAACCGGCGGAGCUAGUUCAUUGGAGACAUAUUAUCAAGGCUGCAGAGAUCGAUCCAGAUCAUGUUAGUCACUGUCCCGACGCAAUAUAUUUGGGAAUGAUUAGAAGCUAACAAUUUAGCAGCCGGUGCUGUGGUUCGGUAUCAUCUACAACGGCUCUCCCGAAAUAGCCAACAAAUAUGCCAAACCAUUCCAUGGCAUCGGACCACAUAGUGUACAGACUGGUCAGGGAUCACUAGACGAUCUCGCCGUCGUCACAUUUCAAGACGCAGAUGGCCCAGGAUGCACUUACGGAAUGACAUCCCUCCGAUACCCUAUCGGAUUGAAAUCAUACAAUGUGACGGCCGUCAGACAAGUAUACAACGAGAUCGACUCAACAUUCCGCAAAGUUCCAGAGAUAGCUGGUUCAUUUUUCUUGGUCGAAGGCUACUCGACUCAAGCAGUUAAAGCCAUUGAUGCAGUAAAUACGGCGUUUCCGCAUCGAGACGAUAACAUCUUGGUUACAUCGUACGUCAUGUAUGCGCCUGACUCGAACAUCGACCCGAUAGCAAAGGAAUUUGGGGAGAAGCGUCGGAAAUACUUGCUAGAUGGAAGUGAAGACCCAGAACAUCUCCGUGUCUACGUCAACUAUACCGAUGGCGAUGAGUCUUUACAGGCGAUCUAUGGGUAG